This is a messenger RNA of Anopheles funestus (African malaria mosquito), 376 nucleotides long. RefSeq names its product COX assembly mitochondrial protein 2 homolog. The record is from RefSeq and is a predicted model, not a curated record. Lineage: Eukaryota; Metazoa; Arthropoda; Insecta; Diptera; Culicidae. The coding region runs from base 137 to 376 and encodes 79 amino acids. Gene Ontology annotation, cellular component: mitochondrion. The transcript is spliced from 2 exons.
UUUUGUACUGCCGGCUAUUUUGUCAUAACAAACCGUUCAAGAAAUGCUGCUCUGUUCCAUGUUGUGUAAUUAUUAGGUGCAAAAAACCACCUAAAUCCUCUGGAAAUCACACUUUUGCAGGAUUUAAACGAAAGGAAUGCAUACAGACCUAUCGCCGCAUUUACAUUCAACUGAAUGCAAUUUAAUAAUCGAAGAGUUGAAAAAGUGUCAUUCCGAGAAUAAAUUCGGCAAGUUUCUUGGCAUCUGCAAUGAUCUAGACCGCCAAAUGAUAGUGUGCUUGCGUAAUGAAAGAAAAACGCGACAGAAACUAAACCGAGACAAAGCACUGGAAAAGCAGAAGCGUGUUCAGCAGCUGAUGAAAGAAAAGCAAGGAUGA